Messenger RNA from Staurois parvus, 280 nucleotides. Lineage: Eukaryota; Metazoa; Chordata; Amphibia; Anura; Ranidae. The record is from the annotation of a GenBank genome assembly.
UAGUAACAAUCAGGGGCGGACUGAGCAUUUGGAAACUCGGGCACUCCCCGAGGGCCCGGGGUCAGUAGGGGGCCCCAUGAGAUGCCCCUGGUACCUUUUUCAUAGGCUUUUUUGAGUUUGGGCAAGGACACAGGGGCCCCGUGAUCCCCUAUUGCCCGGGGGCCCCAUGAGUUGUCAGUCUGCCCCUGUCCACCCCUGCUCAUCAGUCUGUUGCUGCUUCUUCACUGUCCAAUCACAGGCAGGAAAAGUAAGAGCCCUAUCUGUGUUGCUUGAUGUGAUG